Messenger RNA from Orbilia oligospora ATCC 24927, 882 nucleotides. RefSeq lists its product as uncharacterized. The record is from RefSeq and is a predicted model, not a curated record. Lineage: Eukaryota; Fungi; Ascomycota; Orbiliomycetes; Orbiliales; Orbiliaceae. The transcript has a single exon. The coding region runs from base 1 to 882 and encodes 293 amino acids.
AUGCAUUUCACUACCAUCCUCGCUACCUCCGCCGCCGUCGGUGGUGCCCUUGCCGGUGUCUACCAGGAAGAGCCAGUCUACUACACCUCCGCCGAGCAGGUCUACACCUCCAUCAAGACCUGCACUGACAAGCCAGUCGCCCCAACCACCGACUCUGUCUACGUCCCAACCAGCGAGCCAGUCUACGGUGGUGAGGAGCCAACCACUGAGGCUCCAGUCUACAACCCAGAGCCCACUGGAUACGGUCCCUCCGAGGUCACCUACACCAGCUACGAUGUCAUCACCGUCACUUCUUGUGCCGGAUAUGUCACCGACUGCCCAGCUGCCACUUACACCUCUCCAGUCUACUCCGUAAGCACCUGCACUGAUACCCCAGUCCCAACCGGUGGAUACGAAGUCCCAAGCAACAACACCGCCACCUACGAAGUCCCACCACCAACCUACGAGACCGAGACCCCAGAGUACCCAACCUCUGUCCCAGUCUACGAGAACCCAUCCACUACUGAUGUCUACACCCACACCUACUACACCACCGUCUGCCCUGGAAAGGACUACUGCUAUGCUACCACCGUCACCUCCACCUACUGCCCUGGAAAGCCAACUGAAGUCCCAAGCUACACCAAGCCAGUUGAGGUUCCAAGCUAUACCAAGCCAGUUGAGGUCCCAAGCUACACCAAGCCACCAGUUGACACCCCCACCUAUACCCCACCUACCCCCAACUGCCCAGGUGGUGACUACUGCCCACCAACCCCACCAAAGAACGAGACUGAGACCCCAACCUACACUCCACCACCAAGCUACACUGGUGCUGCCUCCACCAACUUCGUUUCCUUUGGCGUUGCUGCCGUUGCUGGUCUUGCCGCUCUCUUCAUUGCUGCGUAA